Molecule: messenger RNA, 4709 nt
Organism: Protobothrops mucrosquamatus (brown spotted pit viper)
Lineage: Eukaryota; Metazoa; Chordata; Lepidosauria; Squamata; Viperidae
Product: protocadherin gamma-C5-like
Exons: 4
Coding region: 1-2214 (737 amino acids)
Biological process (GO): homophilic cell-cell adhesion
Cellular component (GO): plasma membrane
Molecular function (GO): calcium ion binding
Source: RefSeq, a predicted model, not a curated record
AUGCAGAUUCACUACUCCAUCCCAGAGGACCAGGAUCCAGGCUCUUACGUGGGGAAUAUUGCCAAGGAUCUGGGAGUGGAUGUGCGGACUCUGCGUGCUCGCCGCUUGCAGCUGGUCAGUGAGGGAAUGCGCCAAUACUUCCAAGUGAACCUGGCAGACGGCAUGUUACUCGUCAAUGAGAGGUUAGAUCGGGAAAUGCUGUGUAGCUCCAGCCCCAGGUGUUCUUUUCCUUUUCAGUUGGUGCUGGAGAAACCAUUGCAACUUAACCGGGUGGAGGUGGAGAUACUGGAUGUGAAUGACAAUGCCCCCCGAUUCCCAAAGGACACUGUUUCUUUAGAAAUUACUGAGGUUGCCAACCUAGGCACUCGAUUACGGCUGGAAGUUGCAGAAGAUCAAGACACCGGUUCCAAUUCCAUUGCAACCUAUGAGCUCAGUCCAAAUGAACAUUUUGCUUUGAGUAUCAAUAUCAGAGGGGAUGGGGUCAAAAUUCCUGAAAUUGUAUUGGAAAAGCUCCUGGACAGGGAAAAAGCAGCUACCCAUCAUUUAAUCCUGACUGCCCUAGAUAGUGGAAAUCCUGUUCAGUCAGGCACUGUUCAGGUAACAGUCCAUGUACUUGAUGCAAAUGAUAAUCCCCCAGUGUGUGAACCACCUGUAUCAAAGGUUUAUUUGGAGGAAAAUAUCCAGGUGGGGACUAUUGUAACAAAACUCAAUGUUACUGACUUGGAUGAAGGACCUAAUGGAGAAGUUGAAUAUUUCUUCAAAUCCAGCAGCAGUGUACAGCUAAAACUCCUUGAUGUGUUUAGUCUGGACUCUCAAACAGGGGAAAUCAAGACAAAAGUUUUAUUGGAUUAUGAAGAAGCUAAUGCAUAUGAAAUAGCCAUCUACAUUAAAGACAAGGGAUCCCCUGCUAUGGAAGGUCACUGCAAUAUUAGAGUAGAACUUGUUGAUGUUAAUGACAACAGUCCAGAGAUUAUGAUGACCACUCUUUCUAGCUCAGUACAAGAAGAUGCACCCAUAGGAACCGUCAUUGCACUUAUCCACGCAAAGGACAACGAUUCUGAGGAGAAUGGGCAAGUCCGCUUGGAGAUUCCAAGGCAUGUACCAUUUAAAUUGGUGUCUUCAUUUAAAGGACAUUAUUCACUAGUGACUAAUACCCCACUUGAUCGAGAGAAGACUGCUGGAUACAAUAUCAAAAUUAAAGCAACAGAUUCUGGAAUACCUCAAAAGUCAACUGAGAAAAAUAUAUUAAUUCAAGUUUCAGAUAUAAAUGACAAUGCACCCACUUUCUCCAUCCCUUCCUACACAGCCCAUGUGGAGGAAAAUACAUCUCCGGGAACUCUAGUCUUUUCUGUGUCGGCCUGCGAUCCAGAUGUAGGUGUCAAUUCCAAGCUAUCUUAUUCCAUAGUGGACACUGGAAAUCAGGGCUUGCCCAUCUCAACCUAUUUCCACAUCAAUCAAGAGAAUGGCAGUAUUUAUACCUCCAGGGUUCUAGAUUAUGAGCAAGAAAAAGUCUUUCAAGUUUCAGUAGAGGUGAAAGAUUCAGGUUUCCCACCGCUAAGCAGCACAACCACUCUUCAUCUGUUCAUAGUGGAUCAGAAUGAUAAUGCACCUGUAAUUGUACACCCAGAAGUUCCCAAAGGUUCUGCCUUUCAUCAGUCACUUCUAAUCCCAGUAGAACCUGGAUAUCUGGUGACUAAAGUAGUGGCAGUGGAUGCUGACAGUGGCCAUAAUGCAUGGGUUUCAUACCAGUUGCUCCAUGAGACAAAUGAGCUAAAUGCUUUUAAAGUAGAAGACCACUCAGGAGAGAUCCGUCAAACACAACCUAACACAGACUGGCGUUUUUCUCAGGCUCAAAGACCAGGAACUAGUGGAUCUCAGAAUGGAGAUGAAAAUGGAACUUGGCCAAACAAUCAGUUUGACACCGAAAUGCUUCAGGCUAUGAUUUUAGCAUCAGCAAAUGAAGCUGCUGCCGCCGCUGCAGCUAACCCAGAUGGAAAUUCUACUCUGGGAGGAGGAGCAACAGCAGGCACCAUGGGGCUCAGCGCCAGGUAUGGCCCCCAAUUCACCCUUCAGCAUGUUCCUGAUUAUAGACAGAACGUGUAUAUCCCUGGGAGCACUGCUACCCUUUCCAAUUCUGCUGGCAAACGUGAUGGAAAACCGGCAGCCUCUGGAGGGGGAAAUAAGAAGAAGUCAGGAAAGAAAGAGAAGAAGUAGGAUCCACAGGAUAACACAGCCACUUCCACGUAAAUCUAAAGGGCAAACUCUUCCAGCACUCCCCCAGUUCAUAGCCUAGGAUGGAAGAUGAAUGUGAAUUUGUGGUUAAACUUUUUUUAAAAUAUGGAACAUUGUGAAUGUACAUUGUUGUUGUCAUCUAAGAUUAUGAGUAGAUGUACUGCUGUUAUUCAUGAAGAAAAAUAUCUGAAUAAUAACAAAUACAGUGUAUACUCUUUUGAGGACAAUCUAAUAUGCAAGGGUGUCAGAUCUUAGAAACAUUUUCUUUCCUGAACGAUCUGCAUCACCAACAAAAUUUAGGAUGGGCUCUGCUCAUUGUAAAUAAUUAUUCUGAACAGAGUUUUUUAUUUAUAUAAGUUCCUUCAUUUUUACAAAAAUUCUCACUUUUCCAAAUUUUGAUAGAAGUUCUUGGGGGGGGAGGGUUAGACAUCAUUUCAGCUGGAAUCCUUGUUAUGAUAUUGAUAGGGAGUGCUUUAAUUCCUGCUUUGUUUUAAAAGAAAUGUGUAUCCUGUAUUAUUAUAAGAGAAUGAGAUUCAGCUACAUUUAUCUUUUUUACAAGUUUAACCAAUGAUGGCCAGAAAAAAAUUAAACUGACAUUGUAAUUUCUGAGAAGCAAGGAGUGCAUUGCAAUGGGAAAAACUUCCAUGCACAAAAUAUGUCGUAGAUAUUAGCAAGACAGAGAACACUGUCACUCAUGACUGAUUUACAGUGAUCUCUAAAGAGGCAACACAUCUCAUCUACAUCAGUAUGUACAGUAAAUGUUUUCUAGAAAAAUUUGAAGAAAAAAGUCACUCACUUGUGAGCAUAGUGAGCUACUGCUCAUAUCUUUGCUUGACUCCUGAGGGAGAUGUCUUUGUUAACUGGAUGAGCUCUGCUGAUCUUAUAGGUAGACCAUUAAAAAUAGAAUGCUUCACAUUUUUCUGCACAUCAAACUGCAUGCAAAUCACUUCACAUUUACAGGACAGCUGACUUCACACCCAAGCUUGAAUUGGAAAAUUUAUUGCAUGACAUGAACAGCAUGUUAAUAUGCUCUCAAGUGCCCACAUCAGCACUGUCUAUGAGUAACACUUAUCACUAACAAGAUGCAUUGCCCUUCCUCAGAGAUUGGGAAGCUUGUGUAUUUCAUUUCUCUGUGCAGUAUAGCUAAAAAAUAAUGUUGGCCUUCACAAUUUUAUAUUAAGUAGACAGUGGCUGAUUUGGGAAAGUUAAGGGACCAGGCCCAAUUAAGGUAUACUGGAAUUAGAACUGGACAAAUUGCAAAGCCAAUCACUUUAUUCCUGAACUUGUUAUAAAUAUUAAACAAAUGACAUUGUAUUGAUACAAUCAGGCAAUUUGAGACCCCUCCCACUACCUCUUCUUGGAUAUGAAUAGAAAUUAAAAUAUUAAAAAUACAAUUUGUGUUACUGUGUUUUGAAAUUGCUAGACUUACUCUUUUUUACUGGAUCAUUUCGUAGCCUAGUAUGGACAAGAAGUGAAGUUUCCUAACUCUGGCCCAUAAUGUAAUGGCACUCUGAGUCAGGUAGGAAAUUGUAAUGUUACUUGGCAACAUUGGUUGCCUUUCUAGAUAUAUUGUAGGUUUCCUGUACUAUCUUAUGAUUUUCUUUGUUGCAACAAAAGAGCCAUAAAGAAUCAGAGGAGCAUAUUUCCAACAUGGAGGGCGAACCACUAGUCCAAGAUUUUAUUUUACACUGUAAUAGCUUGCUUGAAAUAGUCAAAACAGGUCAGUCCAAACAUAUGACAAGUUUCCGAAGUUGCCUCCCAAACUGAUUGGCUAUGUUGUUGUCACUGCUAAGAGCAUUUUAUACACUAUUUGAUGCUUUCCCUGUGUCUAGAAAGUAGGACUUGUCUACAAGAAGUUUCUGUCUACAUAUGGGUUUUGUAGUGAUCCCAAAUGCUUCUCCAUCAACUUUUUCUUUGGUGACUGCACUAGAAACAGUUUACAUAGUUAGUGAAAUAGACAACAAACUAGUGGGAUGUUCUGUAGCAUGAGCCACAUUUAAAUAAAUGAGAGCGCAAUAGUCCUGUCACAUGGCUCCCAUUUAUCUCAAUGCAGUUUGUGCAGGUACACCUCUGCUGGAUUGUGCCUAAAGCUUCUUAUGUAAUCAAGUAGUUAACAUGUGACCUUUCCCAAAGUACUAUAGAUGAAUCUUAGUUAAUCUUGUUUUUCAUCUACACCUGAAAAUAGUGUAGUAGUGCCUAGUGAUGUGUGUUUUUUAUUUGUUUAAUCUUAGUAAUUGAGUUGUGGACAUCAGUAUUUUAUAUUCUUUUGAAUCUUCUUCAUGUGUGUUCAUUGUGCUUUUAACUGUAUGUGAAUUGAAACACACUUACUUGUCCCUCCAAUGUGUCUAAUAUUGAGCUAUACUUAUAUAUUAUAUAUAUGCUUAUAUCCUUCUUAUAUCCAUGUAACUGAUAUUGAUGUGUUAACACGCAAGUUUUAUACUCUAAUAUUUAUAUUGCUUUUUUCUUUGAGAAAAAUA